Molecule: messenger RNA, 1380 nt
Organism: Manis pentadactyla (Chinese pangolin)
Lineage: Eukaryota; Metazoa; Chordata; Mammalia; Pholidota; Manidae
Gene: TSFM
Product: Ts translation elongation factor, mitochondrial
Exons: 6
Coding region: 90-1064 (324 amino acids)
Biological process (GO): mitochondrial translational elongation
Cellular component (GO): mitochondrial matrix
Molecular function (GO): protein binding; translation elongation factor activity
Source: RefSeq, a predicted model, not a curated record
UUCCGGUGGAGAGGUUUGGCCCUGUCACCGCGCCGUAGGCCGUGGCCUCCGCGGAGCGCCGGCCGGCGGCGUGUAGGACAGUCGGAGAGAUGUCACUGCUUCGGUCGUUGCGCCUCUGCUUGGUCGCGCGGACCGGGAGCUGCCAGGCGGGGCCCCUUCGGCUCCAGGCGCCUCGGCGGUGGCACACAUCUCACGCUGGGCUCGGCCUGACCUCGGCCUCUGGCAAGGAGCUCCUCAUGAAGCUGCGGCGAAAAACGGGUUAUUCCUUUGUAAACUGCAAGAAAGCUCUGGAGACUUGUGGCGGGGACCUCAAACAGGCGGAGAGCUGGCUCCACAAGCAGGCCCAGGAGGAGGGCUGGAGCAAGGCUGCCAAGCUGAAUGGGAGAAAGACUAAAGAAGGCCUGAUUGGGCUGCUGAAGGAAAGAAACACAGCUGUGUUAGUAGAGGUAAACUGUGAGACAGAUUUUGUUUCCAGAAAUCUAAAAUUUCAGCAGUUGGUCCAGCAAGUUGCCCUUGGAACCAUGUUACAUUGUCAGCACCUAAAGGAUCAACUCUCCACAUACAGUAAAGGCUUCUUGAAUCCCUCCGAACUCUCUGAAAUUCCAGCUGGGCCUGAGAGAGAAGGUUCUCUCAAAAAUCAGUUGGUCUUAGCAAUUGGGAAACUGGGAGAAAACAUGACUCUGAAACGAGCUGCAUGGGUGAAGGUGCCAGAUGGGUUCUACAUUGGCUCUUAUGUCCAUGGAGCAGUGCACAGUCCCUUGCUCCACAACCUGGUGCUGGGGAAGUACGGGGCCCUUGUCAUCUGCAAGACGUCUGAGCAGAAAGCAAACCUUGAAGACCUUGGCCGCCGCCUUGGGCAGCAUGUGGUGGGCAUGGCCCCCCGCUCUGUUGGCUCCUUGGACGAUGAGCCUGGGGGAGAGGAGGAAACCAAGAUGCUGUCCCAGCCAUACUUGCUGGAUCCUUCCAUCACACUGGGGCAGUAUGUGCAGCCCCGAGGGGUAUCUGUAGUAGACUUUGUGCGGUUUGAAUGUGGAGAAAGCGAAGAGGCAGCAGAGGCUGAAUAAGUUCCAGAGACUUUUGGCCUAGGAGGAAAUGUUUACUAACUCUGGACUUCAUUACAAAAAGAAGUUAUAUUUCCUAAGCUUCUUUAAACCCAGACGUUUUUUUUUCUUUGUGUUUAUAAUGAAAUUAUAUAUUUCAUGGGUAAAGUUAUUCAAUAAAAUGGUUAUCUAAUGAACAGUGAAUCUUCCCAUGUCUGCCCCGUGCUGGGCUAGCCUUUUUGUGCUUCACUUUAGUGGCAGCAGGUGGGCCUUAGCAACGUGACCGACAGCUGUGCUGCUGCCCCUCAGCACUGGUUUAUUAAAGUAUCCCUGAAUUUCU